AUGUCGUGCACAGCUCAACAUAGCAGUGCAUUAGCAGCUCUUCGUCUACUUAGAAGUUACAACCAUUUUCUAGUGCCUCCUGAUGUCCACGGAGUUGUUCCACUGUUAGCAUCUCUGCCGCAGACUCCCUGUCUACCGGCGUAUUGCCAGCAUCUGCCAGUUAGAACACCCCUUUUAUCGCCUACAAGUUUAUCUGACGUCGAAGUCAGAAGACGGGGAGAGAAGAGACCUAUACCUGCGGAACUCAAAGAUGAGAAAUACUUCGAAAGAAGACGACGCAACAACCAAGCCGCGAAGAAGUCGAGAGACGCUAGAAGAGUGAGAGAAGAUCAGAUAGCAUGGCGUGCUUGCUACCUAGAACAGGAAAAUGCAUCUUUACGAGCGCAUGUCGCCGCCCUCCGGCAGGAGGCGCUUGCGUUGCGUGCACUUCUUGCCCAAGACACACACGGCGCACCUACUUCUACCACGGCUGAUUAA
Papilio machaon (common yellow swallowtail) is the source of this 477-nucleotide messenger RNA. RefSeq names its product D site-binding protein. Gene Ontology annotation, biological process: regulation of transcription by RNA polymerase II. Gene Ontology annotation, cellular component: nucleus. The transcript is spliced from 5 exons. Lineage: Eukaryota; Metazoa; Arthropoda; Insecta; Lepidoptera; Papilionidae. Bases 1 to 477 code for a protein of 158 amino acids. Gene Ontology annotation, molecular function: DNA-binding transcription factor activity, RNA polymerase II-specific; RNA polymerase II cis-regulatory region sequence-specific DNA binding. The record is from RefSeq and is a predicted model, not a curated record.